This is a messenger RNA of Boleophthalmus pectinirostris (great blue-spotted mudskipper), 1469 nucleotides long. RefSeq names its product motor neuron and pancreas homeobox 2b (gene mnx2b). Lineage: Eukaryota; Metazoa; Chordata; Actinopteri; Gobiiformes; Gobiidae. The record is from RefSeq and is a predicted model, not a curated record. Gene Ontology annotation, molecular function: DNA-binding transcription factor activity, RNA polymerase II-specific; sequence-specific double-stranded DNA binding. Gene Ontology annotation, biological process: neuron projection morphogenesis; central nervous system development; regulation of DNA-templated transcription. Gene Ontology annotation, cellular component: nucleus. The transcript has 3 exons. Bases 247 to 1200 code for a protein of 317 amino acids.
UGCAGUCGAAAGAGGAAGAGUCGCGUGAGGUUCUGUCCAGAUGAUGAUGAUGAUUUAGUCACUGCUCUGGUUUAGGUUUUGUUGAGGAUGAAUGAACGUUUAGCUUCGAGUCAAGUGCAGCUCUGUUCAAACCGAUCAGAAACUUUUUGAGUAGCACUAACAGUCUAAAUGACUGUUUGAACACUUUCUGUUGCGUUUUUACGCACAGCACAUAUUUAUCAGUAGUUUUCUUCUCGAAAAGCUCCAAUGGAAAAAUCCAAGAAUUUCUGCAUCGACGCGCUCCUGGCGGACGAGGGCACGCGAGUGGGCAGAGACCUGUCCCCGGGUUUGAGCAGUGAAAGUCCCACCGUGAGUCCCGGGUCAACGCCGUCUCCACGCGCCGCGCAGCUCCAGACCGGACUCUUGUCCAAACCGGGCGUCUUAAACUUAUCACACGCGGGGAUGUCCGGUCUCCCGGGCCUAUACCCCGCACCCAUGUACCCGCUGUCGGCCCUGAGCGCGCAGCACCCAGCGUUCUACAGCGGCUUCUCGCAGCUGCAAACCUACCCAGAGCACCUAAAGGCGGCUGCGCUCGCGGGCUCUCUGCCGCUGGAGCACUGGAUCCGCGCGGGAAUCAUGAUGCCCCGAAUCCCGGACUACGGCUGUGAGUGGUUGUGUCUCUCCUUCACAGCGGGUCCGCAGUCUGGUCUCCUGGGGAAGUGCAGGAGGCCCAGGACGGCCUUCACCAGUCAACAGCUGCUGGAGCUGGAGAAUCAGUUCAAACUCAACAAGUACUUAUCCCGACCCAAGCGCUUUGAGGUGGCCACUUCACUCAUGCUCACUGAAACACAGGUGAAGAUCUGGUUCCAGAACAGGAGGAUGAAGUGGAAGCGCAGCCGUAAGGCCAAGGAGCAGGCCAGUGCCCCGGGACAGACUGAUGCUGAAAGGGGGCGCGGGGCAACAAACAAAACCCCCACAGACAAAUCAGAGGCGAACAGGCGCUCCUCUGACCCUGAUGACAGAGGCAUCGUCCUGGACUUAGAGGAGGACGAAGAGGAAGAGGAGGAGGAUUACCCUGUCGCUAUGGGCAAUGGGAUGCCCAGAUCCACAGACUUUCUGCAGCAGAGCGCCAACUACAGCCCCCACAGUCCCUUUUCAGAGGACGAGAUGGAUGAGGUGCAGGUGGGGGGCGCAGACCGGAAGAUUGGGGCAGGUCUGUGAAAGUCUAAAGAACAUUACAAAUACAACAGAGGCUAUGGGGCAAGUGCAAACCCUAUAGUGGGACUCUUUCAUAAACAUGUUACAGCGGUCAUGUCUGUGCUUUUUGCAUGCUCAAAAAACUCAUACAUUUUUACAUUGUGUAUUUGUCUUUUUAAACCACUGAAUGCACUGCACAAUGGUCUCAAACAUGUAUAAUGAAAAAAGUAUAGACCAUCAUUGUGGAAUAUUUGUGUACGCAUUUUUCAUAUGGAUGUCUGUGAAUUUAUCAU